AUGAGUACGGUAUCAGAGGAGACGGGCGAGUCGAAUGGUCCGCAAUCGUUCAAACACGACUACGACGCUGUGAUUCGGGUUAGAUACCAAAACGAACAUGGGGAAUCAGCAGAAGAAUCAGUGUUUGCUCAUCAAUUGGUUCUCUCAUCAUUUUCACCGGUUUUUCGACAACUUCUCAACGAUUCAUCGAGAUUUGAAGAUGAAAUGAAAGUGAUUGAGCUGGAUCUGAGCAGAUUUUCAAAUGCUCUGCAAGCCUUCAAGCUGAUCAUCGGCGCAUUGUAUACCGACGAGGUCAAGAUUGAUUCGAUUCUUCCGAACGAGGUAACAUUCAUAAUUCUUGCAAUUUGCCGAGAGUGUCAAGUCACUGGAAUCGAGUCGAAAAUAAUGGCAGCAUCGGGAAACUUUAACCUGAGCAAUAUUAUUGGAACAUCUGAUCAACCGAAACCGAUUGAAAUGCCAGCUAUUCCACAGUUUCAGUCCAUUCAAUUGCAAGCUUAUCUGAAUACGAUGGUCCAAAUUUGGAAUAAUCCACUUCUUUCGGCAUUCGUCUCGAAUCCAUUGCUGUUCGCACCACCAUCUCCUACAACAGAUGAAUCAACUAGUCGCACUCAAAGUGAUAGUCGCAGUUCAGGCUCAUCGCCACGAACUAAUUCAAUGAGCACUCCUCCAAAUUUGGAUAUGGAAAAAAUUGUUCCAAACGACGAUAAAGAAGGUUGGUGCCGCAACAAGAAGUACAUCGAAAAAGUUGAAGGCGGCUUCAUGUGCAUCGUUUGCCGCAAAAUCUACGGUCGCUACAAUUCUGUCUCCUACCAUGUUACUAUUUACCAUCGCAAUCCUCCAAUUAGAUGUGAGGAGAACGGAUGCAAUUUUUCGACGCGAGAAGCCCGCUACAUUCAUUUUCACAAAUACUACAGGCAUCACAUUCCUCUUCCGGAAAACAUUGAUCUCGGCUCCCGAAAGUGCCCAUACUGUAGGCAUGUGUCAAAGAGUCCGGCAAUGCUGGAGAAACAUAUUGCACGCCACGAUUCGGACAGUGGAGUUAUUAAAAAAUCAUCGAAGGAUCCGAACAGAAACAGUCGAAAACCAGCCCUGGAUGCAGUCGCCGUACUUCCAACACCAACCGAGCCGGUCAUAUUCCAUCAAUCGACUUCGGCAAUGAAAUGCACGUUGUGUUCGUUCACCACCUUCGGCACAGACGUUCUUUUCAUGCAUCUCGCUUCCGUACAUGCCGAAGAACUCGCGCGCCUCACAUCGGCUCCAAAUCAUUCCGAUCCGGAACCGGCGAUAAUGGCGAACACCUCGAAUCUCGCCCCUCUUCAACUAGACACCUCCAUUUGA
Molecule: messenger RNA, 1338 nt
Organism: Caenorhabditis bovis
Lineage: Eukaryota; Metazoa; Nematoda; Chromadorea; Rhabditida; Rhabditidae
Source: the annotation of a GenBank genome assembly